Messenger RNA from Phycomyces blakesleeanus NRRL 1555(-), 780 nucleotides. RefSeq names its product Homeodomain-like DNA binding domain-containing transcription factor. Gene Ontology annotation, molecular function: nucleic acid binding. The transcript has 2 exons. The coding region runs from base 1 to 780 and encodes 259 amino acids. The record is from RefSeq and is a predicted model, not a curated record. Lineage: Eukaryota; Fungi; Mucoromycota; Mucoromycetes; Mucorales; Phycomycetaceae.
AUGGCUCAAAUUUUGCAAGCAAAAUCUCUUUCUAUCGAAGCUCACCUUAGACAGGGCAUGUCUGCAGCCAAAGUGGCAGCAAUUGUUGGGGUAUCUGAUACCAUGGUCAAAAGACAUAGACGAAAAUUGGAGAUUCCUGCCUUUGAGGGCAAGGGUAGACCUGCCCAAAUUAAUGCAACACUUGCCCGCCGUAUUGUUUGUGCCUUUAAGAAUGAGGAAUUCUUGACAACAAUGGAGGCAGCAGGACAACUGUGCAGUAAGGGAUUCACUGUACAGCCUCCAGCAAUAAGAACAUUGUUGAAGACAUCCAGCUUCACCUGUGAACAGGAGCAACCUCUGAAGGUGAAAUCAAACCCGCCAUUUUGGAGACUUAAGAAGGCAGUCACCAAAAAAACCAAGAAUGCUUCUCCACCUGUCUGUACUGGAGUACACAUCAUGGUAUGGAAAUGUUUUUCAUCCAAAGGACACGGAAAGAUAGUGAAGAUCGUGCAGAACAUGGACAGCCCAAAAUACGUGGCUGUUCUUCAGCAAGACCUUCUGAAAACAUUGGAGGAGCAAAAUCUGAGCAAGUCAGAAAUCGAGUUUUUGCACAAUAAUGCAAAAUCCCACACAGCAGCCAAUACAAAGAAGUGGUUGAAGAAAGAGGGGAUUGAGGUCAUUAACUUUCUACCAUAUUUGUCUUAUCUCGAUCUCAUUGAAAACCUUUGGGCAUACAGUAAGAACAAGCUGUACAAGUAUAAGAAGGCUGUCAAGUCUAUGAGAGAGCUGCGGGCCCUGUGA